CUAAUUCAAAUUACUUAACGCGUAGAACGGGACGUCGUGAUAAAUAAAAUCAAAAGUCUCUUCUUCUCUUUCAGAUCUUGAAGGUUUCUUGCUAAAUAUGGCGGGAGAAGACAACAACAACAACCGCGAAGCUCAUCGAGGCGACGACCAUGAAGAAUCAAGUCCUCUCUUGCAAGUGAACGACACCAAAAUCUCCUCGAAAGGAGACACAAAGACGACGCCGAUUGCGCCUCCUCCCGCGGCGGAGAAAUACGGCUGGACGGCGGAUGGAUUGCCGGUGAACGACGGCAGCGUCAUCGGCGAACCGAUCGGGAGAAACCAGUGGAACUCCGGUCUGUUCUCGUGUCUCGGACGAAACGAUGAAUUCUGCAGCAGCGAUCUCGAAGUUUGUCUUCUUGGAAGUGUGGCUCCAUGUGUGCUUUAUGGAACUAAUGCAGAGAGGCUUGGGUCUGCUCCUGGAACGUUUUCGAACCACUGCUUGACGUAUUCGGGAUUGUACUUUAUUGGUAACUCUUUGUUUGGGUGGAACUGUCUUGCUCCAUGGUUCUCUUACUCCAGCCGUUCUGCCAUUCGCCGUAGGUUUAACCUUGAGGGAAGCUUUGAGGCAAUGAACAGGUCGUGUGGUUGCUGCGGUAGCUGCAUAGAGGACGAGAUACAAAGGGAACAUAUGGAGACGACUUGUGACUUUGUGACACACCUCCUUUGCCAUACAUGUGCCCUCUGCCAAGAAGGACGUGAGCUUCGCAGGAAGGUUCUUCACCCGGGUUUCAAUGCUGCUCAGUCCACUGUGGUGGUGCUCCCACCAGGUGAACAAACCAUGGGCCGUAAGUGA
Molecule: messenger RNA, 832 nt
Organism: Eruca vesicaria subsp. sativa (arugula)
Lineage: Eukaryota; Viridiplantae; Streptophyta; Magnoliopsida; Brassicales; Brassicaceae
Source: the annotation of a GenBank genome assembly